AUGCCCCCCGUCAAGAAUCAGCUUAAACGCGAGAAGAAAAAGCCUACUGCCUGCCACCGAUGCCACACUCAUAAGGUCAAGUGCUCCGGCGGACAACCAUGCUCUAGAUGCUGGCAGGCUGGGUGUGGUGACGAAUGUCAAUACGCUCUACGCGAUCGCAAGCUCAAGGUACAAGAGAGCUACCUCGACGAACUGAUUACCCAGAACUCUCAGCUGAAAGAACAGCUCCGUGCACUCAGUACUCCUCGAGACUCGCCGCCGCCGAAUGCUCCUGGGGGUUUUGGACAACAAGAAUCCUACCCGCCAUUGCAAAAUCCUCUCGUGGGGGAACGGGCUUGGUUCUACCCAUAUGAUCCUUCUGCUCCUCCUAUCUUCAUGGGAGAAGCAGCGUGCACGGCAUUUGCGACGCGCUUGCGCCAAUUUCUGACGGGGAAUCCCAGCACCGCUCAUGUUACUCGAACACAGUAUACCCCGGAAUCCUCUUUGCUCGAAGGUGCAACCCAGUGGCCUGGUCUCACACAGGCUCGCCUGCUAGUUCGCAUUGCUUCCAAACAGUUGAGUCGCAUCUAUCAUCUGUUCUUACGCAAGUCUACGAUUGAGCAGCUGGAAACGGUAUAUCGUACACCCUCACUCCGCGAUGACCCUUCCAUAACGUGCAAGUUCUUUGCCCUCUUUGCCUUGGGCGAAGUUUAUUCCCGUCGGUCCAAUUCUUCGCCGACAAGUCGAGUCCCAGGGACAAUGUACUAUGUGCGGUCAAUGACUCUAAUUUCAAUCCUGCCAGAAAGGCCCGGGGUGAUACAUGUGGAAAGUCUGCUUUUGCUGGCCUUAUAUUCAUACUUCUUGAAUCGACGGCACUCAGGAUACAUGCUCAUCGGAAGCGCAAUGCGUCUGGCCCUGGUCCUGGGCCUAAAUCAUAACAUCCCUGAGCGGCAAUGCACGGAUCCCGUGGAACGCCAGCACCGAGUUCGGCUGUGGUGGGCUAUCUAUAUCUUUGACCGCAUGUGCACAUCCAAAAUUGGCUUUCCUUUACAAAUACGUGAUGAAGAUAUACAUAUUGACAUGCCUACUGAUGUUAUUGGUUCUGCCGCAGAAGAGCAAUUCUCAGAUACAGCCUAUCUAGUGGCUAGUAUUCGAUUAUCACAAAUCAUUGGUCAGACCAUUGAGAAAAUAUAUGGUCGGAAGCCGCACCCAGAAUCGUUUUUGCAACGAGAACAACAGCUAUUACUUGCUCUACAAGAUUGGCUUAGAUCCCUUCCGGACCACAUAAAACUGAAGCCUGAGGAUAAUUCUCCACCGAAACACAUUAUUUCCCUACAUUUGCAAUUCAAUCAGUGUGUUAUACUAGCCACUCGACCCAUACUUCUUCACGCUCUUUUUCAAUACAGUCACCGUGAGAAUAACGAGGAUAUCCCACAGCCAGUCAUCACGCUAAGUGAAGCCUGUAUUCACGCUGCGCGACACUCGCAUACACUCAUUAUAGAGGAAUGGGUCAAUGGGUCACUACCUAUAUACGGCUACUUCUCAGCCCACUAUCUUUUCUCAUCCUGCAUUGCCCUGGUCAUAUCGGGGCUGUUAUCACAUGUCGGAAAUACCACAGAUCUCGAGUCCCUCGAGACCGCCACCGAGAUUCUGCAUCGGAUGAGUGAUCAUGGUAACCUGGCAGCUACUGAAUUCUAUGAGAACCUCAAACGUGUGAAAGAAGCGCUACCGACAACCUCCGAAGACAUCAAUAAUAAUCACGAACACCCCAGCUAUAGAAUAAAACAUUCUCUUGGAUCUAUUUCACUGGCAGCCGGUGAUCAAGCCAUCAGCUCUCAUCCCAUUGACACUCUACCUGCUACGGGAUUUACAACUGAGAUGGCCUUUCUGGAACCGACAAUGCAGGAGUUUCUGGGCAGGCCAGACAACGAAAUUGAUCUGCUCAAUCCGGACGAUCUUUUGAUCGAUGGGUCUGCUAGUCUUGCUGCAUGGCCCACUAACUUAUGGGCCUCGUGAUUCCUUUGGGCAACUCUUUUGUUGACAGCAUAGAAACUCUUAUCAUAAGGAUACAAACCUGAUGCUGGUCAUCGCAGCGUGUGGGUCUUCUUCAACUGGCGAUGCUAGUGUACCAAUGGAUGGAUGAGCCUCGCUACGUCAUUCUACGCACCAUGCAUCGUCGCCGAAUCCUGUCCGAGACAAGUCAUGCUUGAAUCUAAAUUGCUUGCCCCAUCUUGCAAUAGUC
This is a messenger RNA of Aspergillus heteromorphus CBS 117.55, 2221 nucleotides long. RefSeq names its product Zn(II)2Cys6 transcription factor. The coding region runs from base 1 to 1995 and encodes 664 amino acids. Gene Ontology annotation, biological process: positive regulation of transcription by RNA polymerase II; DNA-templated transcription. Gene Ontology annotation, cellular component: nucleus. The transcript has 5 exons. The record is from RefSeq and is a predicted model, not a curated record. Gene Ontology annotation, molecular function: sequence-specific DNA binding; zinc ion binding; DNA-binding transcription factor activity, RNA polymerase II-specific. NCBI's taxonomy places the organism in Eukaryota, Fungi, Ascomycota, Eurotiomycetes, Eurotiales, Aspergillaceae.